AUGUCGCGGAUAUUGAACAAAGAUUAUCGUUCUGAGGAUUUUGAGCAGCUUAGCCAGAUGAUACGGAAUCAUCCAUUGAUGAAAACGCAUCGGCCGGACAUGGAGCAGCAUUUGCAGAUGCAAAAGCUUCGCACUCCGGAAUAUCGUACCAAAUGUGUGAUGAGAGCCUCCUUGGAUGACAUAGCUCUGGGUAUCAAUCUGUGCAAGUUGCAACUGGGUCAGGAAGAGAAGCAGGUGGGACGUGGAGCGGCGGCUGCUCCUGGAGUGGCAGUGACCGUAAUGGAGCCACAACCAAAGCGCAGGCCAACUAAAUCCGCCAAGGAGGCAGCCAACAUGCCCUUUAUUAAGGUUCUCUUGCGCAUCGAUAGGCCCAAGGUGUUGUUCGAGCGACGCAGCAUGACGGCUCUGGCGGACAGUGAGGAGGGUCGUCUCGUACUAGAGGACAAUAUGCGUUACGAGGAACUUCUCGCCGGCAUCGACAAGACGCGACGCACUGUCGAUGCGGACACCCAGACUCUGACAGCCCUGAAGAAGUCGCGACUGGUCAAUACCGAACGUUUGACCACCCAACAAGUGGGCUCAUAUGUCUCGAACUUUGAGAUGUUCGACACGUAUCAGGAUCUGGAGACAUCGACCACCAGUGUCCAGGUGCAGGGUCAGCAGAAAAUGGAAGUUACCACCUAUCGAGUGGGUGGUGUGGAUCAGUUUGUGGCCAUCAAUAGUUUGCCCAAUUUCAAGCUAGCCCUCAUGCUGACCAUGCGCAUCCUGGCCAGCAAUGUGUAUGAGCCACAGCAGCGACGCUAUCGCAAUAUGGCCAUGCCCGAUCCCCUGGCCGAGGAUGUCAAGUUCAGGUAUCGGCUGUGUCUACUGUGGCGCCUGAAUCCGCCCUUAUCGGCCCAUCAUCGGGCAGUGACCGAUGUUAGCUUCUGCCCCAGCAACGGCGACAUCCUGGCCGUAGCCUAUGGCGUCUAUAGCCAUGCCAAGUUGAGGCGUCUGCCGCGUUGCGGCCAUGUCUAUGUGUGGAACAUUAAGAAUCCCGUCAAUCCCGAACGCUGCUAUGACUACCAAGUCCCCGUGGUCACUGUACAGUUCUCGCCGGCCUGUCCCCAGCUCUUGGCCAUUGGUCUGCACAAUGGAAGCAUCGAAGUGCGUGACAUCUCCCGCCCAGAAUUGCCUCCCUUGGCCAGGUCGGAGAGAGCGACCUCGCCGCACUUUGAACCCGUUAUGGCCAUCAAAUGGUUUGCGGGAAAUCCCGAAGAGAUAACCCCAUUUCUUACCAUCUCGAGAACAGGAGCGGUAACCAAAUACCGGCUCAUCAACAGCCCCCAUCUGGUGGGAUUCGAGCAGCAGCGUCUGCAGCGGGCCGAGGGUGAACUGGAGGGCAUACCCAUUGACAGGGCACAGGCGACGGCCUCGCUGCUGGCCAAUCGCCAUCCGCAGUGCCUGGAAUUGGUCUUGGAUCCGGUUCAUGCCGAUAUCUACUAUGUCCUAACCGACGAGGGAACACUCUACAAAUGCUCGACGAAUUAUCCGCUACAGCAUUUGGAACUGCGUCAAGUGCAUGAGGGACCCGCUGUCUGCAUGGAGUUCUCGCCAUGGUCACCCAAAUUGUAUCUAACCUGCGGCAGUGAUUGGUGCAUACGGAUCUGGCUGGCGGGAAUCCUAGUGCCGAUCAUAACACUUCGGCAUCAUCUGUCGCCGGUUCAUUGUGCCCGCUGGAGUCGCACUCAUUCGACGAUUCUCGUGUCACUCAAUCGCAACACUCUGGACAUUUGGGAUUUGAGGAAUAGCACACUCAAGCCCGUCUCCUCGACGGCCAUUGAGGCAAAAAUUCCUUAUACAAUCUUUCGCUUCACCCACUGUGGCCGUUCGCUGGCCGUGGGCAAUGAAGACGGCAAUCUGUUGAUGCUCUCCUUUGAGGAUAUGCCAUUUCCACCACAUUUCCAAUACAAACAACUCAAGCGAGCCAUUUUCAAGGCUCUGGCCAUGGAACCAGAACUGCGGCAACAGGUCAAAAGUGUUGGUUACUUUGGCUAUUCCAGGGAUCGCACUAAGAAAACGAAACGUUAAAUGAAACGAAAUAGAAACAAGUUUAAAUGUCUUCUUAUCACUUUGACUUACUUCAC
Molecule: messenger RNA, 2126 nt
Organism: Drosophila willistoni
Lineage: Eukaryota; Metazoa; Arthropoda; Insecta; Diptera; Drosophilidae
Product: dynein axonemal intermediate chain 4
Exons: 2
Coding region: 1-2070 (689 amino acids)
Biological process (GO): cilium movement
Cellular component (GO): axonemal dynein complex
Molecular function (GO): dynein heavy chain binding; dynein light chain binding
Source: RefSeq, a predicted model, not a curated record